This is a messenger RNA of Spodoptera frugiperda (fall armyworm), 873 nucleotides long. RefSeq lists its product as uncharacterized. The transcript has 2 exons. The coding region runs from base 1 to 873 and encodes 290 amino acids. The record is from RefSeq and is a predicted model, not a curated record. Lineage: Eukaryota; Metazoa; Arthropoda; Insecta; Lepidoptera; Noctuidae.
AUGUGUGGAAGAAAUAGGGCGCUGGUAAGCGCCCUGGAUUCGCUACUUAAAACAUAUUUUGAAAGUAGCGAAAACCUCUAUGAUACACACUCGAUCCUGUACUGUGGGGCGGUAGCAGCUUGUCGAGUGGCUAACGUCAGAUUCUCGAAUCUUGACGCAGCAGUCCGACCAAAACCAGCAGUACCAGCCUGGCAGUGCAGGAUUGAGCGUCGUAUCAGUGAGGCCAGGGUGCUUAUCGGCAAACUAUCCUGCUUCAGGGAGGGCAAUACUCGUCCUAGAGUGAUGCGCUUUGUAAGACGUGCAUUUGUGGGUACUGAAACCAGUCCUCAUGAAUACAUGUCACGUGUUACAGAGCGGAUCGACUUCCUGAAGCAGAAAGUCUACGCAUGGGCAAAUCGUAUCAGGCGGUACGAAAAACGAGUUGAGCGAUAUACUCAGAAUCGCAUGUUCCAAAGAGAUCAGAGAUGGGUAUAUAGAAAUUGGGAACGAUCCAACCAAGAUGUGACUGAUGGGCGGCGACCGGAUGAUGAAGCCACUAACACAUUUUGGCGCAACAUCUGGUCGGUGCCUGUUAGCCACACAGAGGAUGACUGGAUCUGUGAUGUUGAGCGAAGGUGUGAAACUGUGCCAGAGAUGGAGGAGGUGAUAAUCACCUCCUCUGAUGUGAGCAGUGCAGCCUGUUCGGUCCCAAAUUGGAAAUCACCGGGGCCAGACGGGCUGCACAACUUCUGGCUCAAAUGGUUCACCAGUUCACACGCUCGCUUAGCAUCGCAGUUCCAGGCAGCUUUAGAAGCUGGAUCGUUGCCCCAAUUUCUAACAACAGGCGUUACCCAUCUGCUCCAUAAAUCAGUCAUGUAUGAGGUAAUGGAGUAA